GCGCGCGGACUCGCCUGGGGGAGGGGCCACAGCCACCCGUCCUUCGCCCCAGGCGGCCGCCGCCACAGCUCAGUGGCGUCCGCCGCGCUCCCGGGACUCGCCGGCCCGCGGGAGAAAUGUUGCUGAAGUGCUGCUGAAAGGGCCAAAGAUGCAAGGAUUUGGGACACAUUUUGAACCUUUAAGCUGUCUGACAUUGACCUCCUUUCAUUAUUAAUAAAGAAGAAGCAGGAGCUUAGGAUGUAUUAACACCAAGUCAUUAAUAUACUAACUGGACAAUGUUCUGCAACAAUUCUACAUUGUAAAGAACUGGAUUGGCUGAAAAUAAAAUAAUUUCAUAUUUUACUCAGCUUAUAAUAUGACUCGAUGGAGGAAAAUUUGAUAAGCAUGAGGGAAGACCAUUCUUUUCAUGUUCGUUACAGAAUGGAAGCUUCUUGCCUAGAACUGGCCUUGGAAGGGGAACGUCUGUGUAAGUCAGGAGACUGCCGUGCUGGUGUGUCCUUCUUUGAAGCUGCAGUUCAAGUUGGAACUGAAGACCUAAAAACACUUAGUGCUAUUUACAGCCAGCUGGGCAAUGCUUAUUUCUAUUUGCAUGAUUAUGCCAAAGCAUUAGAAUACCAUCAUCAUGAUUUAACUCUAGCAAGGACUAUUGGAGAUCAGCUGGGGGAAGCCAAAGCUAGCGGUAAUCUGGGAAACACCUUAAAAGUUCUUGGAAAUUUUGAUGAAGCUGUAGUUUGUUGUCAGCGACACCUAGAUAUUUCCAGAGAGCUUAAUGACAAGGUGGGAGAAGCAAGAGCACUUUACAAUCUUGGAAAUGUGUAUCAUGCCAAAGGGAAAAGUUUUGCCUGCCCUGGUCCUCAAGACAUGGGAGAAUUUCCAGAAGACGUGAGAAAUGCUCUGCAGGCAGCUGUGGAUUAUUAUGAGGAAAACCUAUCACUAGUGACUGCUUUGGGUGACCGAGCAGCCCAAGGACGUGCCUUUGGAAAUCUUGGAAACACACAUUACCUCCUUGGCAACUUCAGGGAUGCGGUUAUAGCCCAUGAACAGCGUCUCCUUAUUGCAAAAGAAUUUGGAGAUAAAGCAGCUGAAAGAAGAGCAUAUAGCAACCUUGGAAAUGCAUAUAUAUUUCUUGGUGAAUUUGAAACUGCCUCUGAAUACUACAAAAAGACACUGCUAUUGGCUCGACAGCUUAAAGACAGAGCUGUAGAAGCACAGUCUUGCUAUAGUCUCGGAAAUACAUACACUUUGCUUCAAGACUAUGAAAAGGCCAUCGAUUAUCAUCUGAAGCACUUAGCAAUUGCUCAAGAGCUAAAUGAUAGAAUUGGUGAAGGAAGAGCAUGUUGGAGCUUAGGAAAUGCAUACACAGCUCUAGGGAAUCAUGAUCAAGCAAUGCAUUUUGCUGAAAAGCACUUGGAAAUUUCAAGAGAGGUUGGGGAUAGAAGUGGUGAACUAACAGCACGACUGAAUCUCUCAGAUCUUCAAAUGGUUCUUGGUCUGAGCUACAGCACAAAUAAUUCAAUAAUGUCUGAAAAUAUUGAAAUUGAUAACAAUUUGCAUGGUGCACGCCCGAAGUUUGGACGCCGACACAGUAUGGAAAACAUGGAACUUAUGAAGUUAACACCAGAAAAGGUACAGAACUGGAACAGUGAAAUUCUUGCUAAACAAAAACCUCUUAUUGCCAAACCUUCUGCGAAGCUGCUCUUUGUCAACAGAUUGAAGGGGAAAAAAUGCAAAACUAAUUCCUCCACUAAAGUUCUCCAAGAUGCCAGUAAUUCCAUUGAUAAUCGAAUUCCAAAUUCUGAGAGGAAAAUCGGUGCAGGUAUUACUGGAGACGAAGGGUUCUUUGACCUGGUAAGCCGAUUUCAGAGCAAUCGGAUGGAUGAUCAGAGGUGCUGCUUACAAGAACAGAGCUGCGGGACUGCUUCAGCUGCGGCUUCUUCCACUCCACCUCGAGUGAUGAUGAAAGCACCGUCUGUUUCCGUGGUGUCCCCCAACACAGAUGAGUUUUUAGACCUUCUUGCCAGCUCACAGAGCCGUCGUCUCGAUGACCAAAGGGCCAGUUUCAGUAAUUUGCCAGGGCUUCGUCUGACACAAAACAACAAUAAGUCCGUACUUGGCCACUUGAUGACUAAUGACAACAAAGAGCCUGAUGAAGACUUCUUUGACAUCCUUGUAAAAUGUCAAGGGUCCAGAUUAGAUGAUCAAAGAUGUGCUCCACCACCUGCCACCACAAAGGGACCAACAGUACCAGACGAGGACUUUUUUAGCCUGAUUCUACGUUCUCAGGCGAAAAGAAUGGAUGAACAGAGAGUUCUUUUACAAAGAGAUCAAAACAGAGACGCUGAAUUUGGGCUGAAAGACAUUUUGCAAAGUAAUGCUUUGUUGGAAUUUAAAAAUACAGGAAAAAAAUAAACCACUAGUUAUUACGGAUAUAUUUUUUUUAAACGACCUUAUUUCCUUUCAGAACACUGCAGGGAAACUUUUUUUCCUUAAAAGGAGAAAUUAUAGCACUGUAAUACAGCUUAAAAUGUUUUUAGAAUGAUGUAAAUAUUUAACCUUUAAUAGUAUAGCAUUAAUUCACAUUUCUCUGGACACUCACUUGUUUCAGGGUGGAGGUGUCUUAUACAAGGUGCUUCAUCAACUUUUUUGAAUAAUGCUUGGGAUUGUGUUCUUUGGCAACUUUUUAGAUUCCUUUACGUAGUGUUUGUAAAGUGAUAAUUUUUUUUAACUCUUGAUGGCAUUUUUUAAACACUGAACCGUGGAAACAGUAAGAAAUUAGGCUGUUUAGUAAACAAUAACAUACUUGACCAAUGUGUAAAAAAGUUAUAUAGUCUUUAUUAAAAGAAUCUAGAUCUUUUUUCUGCUAAAAAUCCUAUUUUCAGUAUGUUAUUAGUUCAAACCCAUUAUAAAAACUCUAAGAAAUAAACUUUUAGCAUGUUCUGGACCCUUGAA
Messenger RNA from Herpailurus yagouaroundi (jaguarundi), 2949 nucleotides. RefSeq names its product G protein signaling modulator 2 (gene GPSM2). The record is from RefSeq and is a predicted model, not a curated record. The transcript is spliced from 15 exons. The coding region runs from base 364 to 2409 and encodes 681 amino acids. Lineage: Eukaryota; Metazoa; Chordata; Mammalia; Carnivora; Felidae. Gene Ontology annotation, biological process: establishment of mitotic spindle orientation. Gene Ontology annotation, cellular component: cell cortex. Gene Ontology annotation, molecular function: GDP-dissociation inhibitor activity; G-protein alpha-subunit binding.